Dentiscutata erythropus is the source of this 3195-nucleotide messenger RNA. NCBI's taxonomy places the organism in Eukaryota, Fungi, Glomeromycota, Glomeromycetes, Diversisporales, Gigasporaceae. The record is from the annotation of a GenBank genome assembly.
AUGGCUUCGACUGGAAAUAAAAACGAAAUAUUGGAAAAUGAACUAUCAUAUAAUAUCCGGAAUGAGAAUGAAUUUUAUGUAAAUAUUUGUCGACAGUUGAAGAAACUGAUUGACAUUUGGCGACAAGACAAUGCGAAGUUAUUAAGCACUUGUGAAAAAAUAUUGGAUAUAUUUACGAGGUUUACAGAAUUUGAUAAUAAAAAUAUUAUCCUUAACAAUGAAUUAAUUCCAAUCAUUAAACUUCUAGAAAUACAUACUGAUAACAACACGAAUUUUCUAACAAAGUUGCUUAGGACAGUUAGUUUAUUUAUUGAAAGCAAUUUAGAUACUUUGAAAAACUUUUGCCUUCAAGGUGGAAUUCCUAUUGUCAUAAAGUUUACGUCAAAAUCUUAUAACUAUGAAACCCGAGUUGAAUCAGCGAUGAUUAUUCAGAAAAUUUGGGACAGUUCGUCCCAUCUUUCCUUCGAAACGUUUAUUGACUGUGGAGAGUUAGGAUAUUUAAUAGAACCACUACAAGAAGAUUACAAUGCGCACAAAGAGUUGAUUUUAAUCAUGAUAAAAGGGAUAUCAAACGUUUUAGAGGUUCAAAAUUUAUCCGUGAAAGAAAAAUUAUGUAGGAUGUUAGUUAAUAUUGAAACCUUAGACUUAUUAGCCAUCACACUUCAUAACAUCAUUUCGGAUAAAAAUCUUGAAAUUGAUAUUCAUGCAGAAAGAAUAAUACAUGUGCUUUGGUUUCUUUCAGAAGGACAAUUUAUAGAAACCAUUAUGGAUCAUGCAAAUUUGGUCACAGGGAUAAUUAAAGUUAUUAAUAACAUUUUAAACAAUUUGGAUACCUCACAUAAAGAAAAGAUGAUUAAAUUUCUUAUUGUAAUGCUGGAUAAACAAAAGCAAAGAGAUAAUAACAUUUCAUAUAAAAUUCUUGGUACAAUAUUUAAAAUUUGUCAAUAUAAUAAGUUUUUCCAAGAAACUGCUGCCAAGGCAGGGAUCAUUACUCACUUAUUAUACUUUACAAAAAAUCAAAAUUUCAACAAAAUUGCACUUAUAUUACUUUUUAAAAUGACCAAUGCAGGACAAGUUUGUGAGGAUUUAUUGUGGAAAAAUAAUCGUGAAAUUCUAGAGCUAUAUUUUUCUCUUCUAGAUAAACAAGAAUAUCAAGCAAGUGCUCUUGAAGUUAUUUCGAAAUGGUUGCAAGAAAAAACUUCUGAAGUCGAACAAAUUAUUACUUUACCUGAAAACAUUAACCUUAUUUUAAAGGCAAUGAAUACAGCUAAAGAAAGUUCAAUAGAAAAUAUUCUAAAAUCUCUUUACAUUAUUAUUCAGUCAUCUUUAUAUGUCUCUUGCUCACUUGCACAAAAAAAUUUCUUUAAUGGUUUUUUGUUUUGGUUUGAGCAAUAUCAAGAUUCUGCUAUAAGAUUAAAAUUGUUAAAAAUACUGAGAUCUUUAUGUGAAGUUAAUCCACAACGCGAAUUUAUAAUUAAUAAAUAUAAAUUAGUCGAAGCUAUUGAAAAAAUAAGUGGCAUUGAUCCUUCAUCGCAAGUAAAAGAACUUGCUAAAGAAAUAUUAUCCCAAAAAUACUUUAUCAAAGAAAAUUUUAAUCAAUAUUUGAUUGGAAAAUCUUGCUUAACUAAGGGAAUAAUUAUUGAUGCACGAAAAGUUUGGCAUACAGAAUUUUACAUAUUUAACUUAACAAUUGACCCAACAAUCAAUAUUUUAGAAAAUACGCAAUGUGAUAUAAAAAUAUUUUUGUGCACAAAAAGAAAGAAAUCAUUUCUAUUAGAUAAUGAUAUUGACAUAUCAUCUUUUCAAUCAGUGCAACCUGAGUGGUUUACGGUAGUUGAAAAUGGAAUUAAUAAGUCCACAAUGAACCCUCUGAUCGACGAUUCUGCUAUAAAUGAUGUUUAUUUGGAGAUACAAUACCCACAAGCUGAAAUAUUUUUCGAAAAGGAAAAUAUACAACCUUCCGAAGAGCUGAAGAAAGCAGUAGACGCUGCAUUAAAAGACCAGGAUCCACAUCAUGAGUUGAUGAAAUUUUUUGCUAAAUAUGGGCAUUUUUUUGCUCAAAAAAUCACAGUAGGGCAAAGGCUAUAUAGGAUAUCCCAAUUAACAUUAAAUAAAAUGACUGAUCUGCAAAAAUUCCAUGAGGUCUUUGAUGGCGUUUAUGAUAUAACAGGGAAUAAUGUGCAACAAUUGACUUUGUGGGAAGAACAAAUUAAACAAAAUGGCCUUGAUUCAACUUAUUUCAUAUCAAGCGAUGGAGACUUAAUUCAGAAGGAUGAUCUUGAAAAAUGGAAAACUUGGUGUAUCGAAUAUCCUCACGAAUCACUGAAAAUUAUCAAAAAGAGCAAUUUGACACCUUUACAUGAAAUUUUUGAUCCAACUAUUCAAAACAGCAUCAGAUCAGUACUUGGAAUAGGUGACAUGACUACAUUAAAAAUCAGCGAAAGAGUGCUCAUGACUGGAGUUUUUCAAAUUCAAGAGCCAAGAAAAUAUUAUCGUAUAAAUUUUGGUAGACAUUUAAAAAGUCAUAAUUAUCAAGUUUUUGGAAAUGUUGUAAACAAAAAACAACAACAUAUUGAAGGUUUUGUUGUAAAUUUCAAUUCUGAGAAUAAAUCUGGAUUUUCUAUAAGGAUUAAAAGCCCUAAAGAUAUUAGAAAUGUCAACUGGUCAGAAUUACAAGUUAUUUGGAUAUUAGUUGGAAAACCAGCAGAGAUAGGUUUCUAUAGCUUAAACACUCGAAAUAUUCUAAUUCUGCACGAAGGUCGAACCCAAUUCACACAGUCGGACAAAAGCAUUUCUUUGGGUUUAAAAAGUUUACCGUCAAGUUCAAUCCUAGUUACAUCAUUUAGCUAUCCUUCAUACACUUUAUCCAAUGUUGAACCAUUAUUUAUAGUCGAAAUACGAAAUUAUAGCAACGACGAACUUAACUUAAAUAUUAUAAAUUAUAAUCCUCUUGAUUUUGAUGAGGAUGAAGAAUCCGAUAGGGAUAGCAAAAAUAAUGUGAUUGAUGAUGAUAUUAAUAAUACAAGAACCAAUGACCGUGAUAGUAUGAAUGAUGAUAGCUCAGACACUUAUUUUUUACAAUGGUAUGUUAUUUCAGAAUCACGCGAAUUUAUAAAAGCUGAUAUUGUUACUGAAUCAUAUGAAGUUAAAUUUAUAAAUCUAAGUUCAAUUGGACAAAAAAUGAAUAAUAUUUAG